CCGCGGCGGCCCCUCCCGCUCCGCCCCGUCGGGUCGCGGGCGCCCGCGCCCUGCCCGUGAGCGCCGCGCAGAAUGGGCAGGUGCUGCUUCUACGCGGCGGGGACGCUGUCCCUGCUCCUGCUGGUGACUAGCGUCACGCUGCUGGUGGCCCGGGUCUUCCAGAAGGCCGUGGACCAGACGGUCGAGAAGAAUAUUGUGCUAAGGAAUGGUUCCGAGACCUUUGACUCCUGGAAGAAGCCCCCUCUGCCUGUGUACAGCUGGUUCUAUUUCUUCAACGUCACCAAUCCAGAGGAGAUCCUCCGAGGGGAGAUCCCUCGGUUAGAAGAAGUGGGGCCCUAUGUCUACAGGGAAAUCAGAAACAAAGCGGAUAUUCAAUUUGGAGAUAAUGGAACAACAAUUUCUGCUGUUAGCAACAAGGCCUAUGUUUUUGAACGAGACCCCUCUUUUGGAGACGCUCAAACUGACUUAAUCAGAACACUAAAUAUUCCUGCAGUGACUGCCAUGGAGUGGGCCGAACAGGGCAUCUCCCGGAUGGUCAUCCAGGCCCUGAUAAAGGCUUAUCAGCAGAAGCUCUUCGUGACACACACGGUCCACGAUUUGCUCUGGGGCUACAAAGAUGAGAUCUUGUCCCUCAUCCACCCUUUCAGACCCGACAUCCCUCCUUAUUUUGGCUUGUACUAUGGGAAAAAUGGGACUAAUGAUGGAGACUAUGUUUUUCUAACUGGAGAAGACAAUUACCUUAAUUUUUCAAAGAUUGUGGAAUGGAAUGGUAAAACGUCACUUGACUGGUGGGCGACAGACAAAUGCAAUAUGAUUAAUGGAACGGACGGCGAUACUUUCCACCCACUAGUAACCAAAGACGAAGUCCUUUAUGUCUUUCCAUCUGAUUUUUGCAGGUCAUUGUAUAUAACUUUCAGCAACUAUGAAAGUGUACAGGGACUGCCCGCCUUACGGUUUAAGGUGCCUGAUGAAAUAUUAGCCAACAGCUCAGACAACGCUGGCUUCUGUAUCCCCACAGGAAACUGCCUGGGCUCAGGAGUGCUGAACGUCAGCGUCUGCAAGAACGGUGCACCUAUUAUUUUAUCUUUCCCACACUUCUACCAAGCAGAUGAGAAGUUUGUGUCUGCUAUUGAUGGCAUGCACCCAAAUAAGGAACAUCACGAGACGUUUGUGGACAUUAAUCCUUUGACUGGAAUAAUCCUAAGAGGAGCCAAGAGGUUCCAAAUCAACGUUUAUGUCAAAAAAGUAGAUGGCUUUAUUGAAACAGGAAACAUCAGAACCAUGGUCUUCCCAGUGAUGCAUGUCAAUGAGAACGUUCUCAUUGAUAAAGAGACUGCGAGUCGACUGAAGUCUAUGAUUAACACUACUUUGAUCGUCACCAACGUACCCUACAUCAUCAUGGCGCUGGGUGUGUUCUUUGGCUUGGUCUUCACCUGGCUGGCGUGCCGCGGACAGGGCUCCAUGGAUGAGGGAACUGCAGAUGAAAGAGCGCCCCUCAUACGAACCUAACCGUGGCCUGAGCUUGGUGAAGGAACCCUGCUGAGCUGUCCUGACCCAGAUCAGACAGACAUGGGGAAGCCGUCCAGGUCCUCACAGGCUCCUGGCCUGUUGGGAGAGGAGGGAGAGGAGCCGGAGCUGGCAAGCGAGGAGAGCGUUCGGGCCAGCUGAUUUGUUCGCUGUUAGGCUUUAUCAGGUCCUGUGGUCCCUGACGAAGUGUUUUGUUUUUCAUGUGUCUAGCAAGUAUUUAAUAAACUCUCGUAUAGUAAUUUUGUUGUCGUUGGGCUCUGGUAGCUCCAGAAUUUUGUGGCCACUGCUGUGGUCCUCAUGUCUGCAUCAGCUGUUAAUGCUACUUGGUCUAACCUUGUUCAGUGCUCUUGGUUCACUGAACUCUGUGCUCAAAAUACGUAAAUACCAUUUCCUGUAGUCCUCCAUUCACGUCACCCCAAAGCCAGAAGCAAGCAAGGGCUCGGAACCCAGGGUAAAAUGGUCUCAUUGCGUACAUCGUUCAAAUAUACCUAAUUCUCUCUUUUCAAAAGUUAUAUAUUGCAUUGUCUGCUCACCGUCAGUUCAUAAUUCCUCCAGGAAAAUAAUUUGGUCUUCUGAGUACUUUCAUACUGAAUAGGAAUCACGUGGGAAAGGGGCUGGGUGGAGUGAGGCACCUAAUGAGUCCAUAGUGAUGAACACCUGAGGAUUUUUUACUUGUACUUUUGUGAAUCAAAAGAAUGCAUAGAUAAUGUUGGUGAGGGCAAUUCAGGUAUUUCAUAUAGAGUAGAAAUAAAUGCUAGUUCUGACA
Molecule: messenger RNA, 2293 nt
Organism: Miniopterus natalensis
Lineage: Eukaryota; Metazoa; Chordata; Mammalia; Chiroptera; Miniopteridae
Gene: SCARB2
Product: scavenger receptor class B member 2
Biological process (GO): protein targeting to lysosome; receptor-mediated endocytosis
Cellular component (GO): cytoplasm; lysosome; membrane
Molecular function (GO): scavenger receptor activity
Source: RefSeq, a predicted model, not a curated record